GAAAAAUUCUCAUUGUUGGCUCUAGGAGAACGUAUCGGUUGGCGAUAAGAAAAUACGUAAAUUGGCCACAGAAACAAAUUGAAUCGAGAACCGAUUUGACAAGUUUACGACUUUUGAAUUAUAUUUACCGAAAUACUGAGAAAACAGUGCGGUGGUAGUGGCUAUGAGUGAGUGCAGUGUCCAACAUCCAUAUUGAAAUGUUCACAAUACUGAGUACUAUUUACUUGUUAAUCGGGAUCAGCCAGGUGGAGUUGGUGCGUGGCACAGAAUGCCAAUGUGGCAAGCCUUCAGACAGAGUGGUGUCGAUGAGGAUAGUAGGAGGGAGGAGAGCGGAACCGCAUUCAUUUCCAUGGACCGUGGCCAUCUUGAAAUCUGAACGGAUGCACUGCGGCGGAGCGAUGAUCACGAACAAGCACAUCCUAAGCGCGGGACACUGUUUUAAAUGGGAUAAUUUUAAAUCCAUGGAGGUUUUAAUAGGACUGGAUAAUAUGGAUGAUUUAAACCAUGUUGAGAAACGAAAUAUUUCUAGUGUUGUUAUACAUGAAGCGUUUACAUCCACUGCGGUUAGAGAUGAGAAUGAUAUUGCAAUUGCUACGUUGAACGUGCCCGUAGAAUUCAGUGAAACUAUCGUGCCCAUAUGCCUUCCUUUACCAGGUGAAAUUUUUACAAAUAGGAUAGGAACUAUCGUUGGAUGGGGUAGAGUGGGUGUAGAGAAGUCAUCAUCAAAGGUAUUGCUAAAAGCGAGUCUUCGAAUAUUGUCCGAUGAAGAUUGUAUGAACUCGCAACUCGCACAGCACCUCAAGCCUACUAUGAUGUGUGCCUUCUCAAAAGGAAAGGAUGGGUGUCAGGGCGACAGCGGCGGGCCUUUGUUAGUUUUUCAACCUGAAGGAAGAUAUGUUCAAGCAGGUGUUGUCUCAUGGGGCAUCGGAUGUGCAGAUCCCAGGUAUCCUGGGGUCUACACAAAAGUCAGCAAUUACAUCGACUGGAUCACAUCCCAUACAGCGGGCGGACUAAAAUGUGAUCACUAAACAGAAGUAAGAACUAUAUGUAAAGUAGUUAAUAAACAUUAUGUAUUGUAUAUACCUAACAACAAAUAAAAAUAUUCUACUUAAAUUCUACAA
Messenger RNA from Spodoptera frugiperda (fall armyworm), 1121 nucleotides. Its product is annotated as trypsin-1-like. NCBI's taxonomy places the organism in Eukaryota, Metazoa, Arthropoda, Insecta, Lepidoptera, Noctuidae. Gene Ontology annotation, biological process: proteolysis. Gene Ontology annotation, molecular function: serine-type endopeptidase activity. The transcript has 9 exons. The record is from RefSeq and is a predicted model, not a curated record. Bases 198 to 1028 code for a protein of 276 amino acids.